GUAUGAGCUUUCUCUCCUCUAUCAGUUCGCCCGAUUUGAUUGUACGAAUGAUCUGUUGCCGUGCUGCGCAAGGACUUGGACUCUAAUAAUGCUUUAAUAGUAGCCAGCGUGUGAUACUCGUCAAUGCGCUGAAGUUCUGGUAAUUUGCAGGCAGCAGUGGAACGAUUGCGCUGUUUUUAAAAUCACCGUUGAUUUAGAAACUGGACAACAACAACACCACCAUGGGAUGGCUGUUGUGACCCAUCCUCUGACAAAUCACUCCAUUCCCAGCACCCUGGUUUCUAUGUGGGUGCACAUGGCCAUGAAGUUGCCAUGUCCACCAACGACUCAGAUGUCAUCAACUGCACCAUCACACACGAGAUCCACCAGAACCUCUUCGCCGGCGCCUACAUCAUCAUCCUGUUGGUGGGCCUCCCUGCCAACGGCUACUCCCUCUACCAUGCCUGGCUGCAGCUGCGGGUGCGGAACGAGCUGGGCGUCUACCUGCUGAACCUGACCAUCUCCGACCUGCUCUACCUGGCCUCGCUGCCCAUGUGGCUGCAGUACAUCUUCUCCGGGGACGACUGGCAGCACAAAGAGUGGCUGUGCCAGCUGUGCGGCGUCCUGCUCUACGAGAACAUCUACAUCUCCAUCGGCUUCCUCUGCUGCAUCUCCAUCGACCGCUACCUGGCCGUGGUCUACCCCUUCCGCUUCUCCUCGUUCCGCUCCAUGCGGGCGGCCACGCUGGUCAGCGCCUUCAUCUGGCUCAAGGAACUGGCAGUGGGCACCAUCUUUUUCACCCACAGAGCCACAAGUGUGGACAUCACCAACCAGCGGGUGUGCUUUGAGCACUACCCGAUGAAGUCCUGGGAGUACCCGGUGAACUAUUACCGCUUCUACGUGGGCUUCCUCUUCCCACUGGUCAUCUUGUCCGUGUCGUACUUCCGUGUCCUGCGCGCGGUGGGCAAGAGCGCCGGCACGCAGACGGCGCAGAAGACGCGCAUCAAGCACCUGGUGACCAGCACCAUCCUCAUCUUCCUGGUGUGCUUCUCGCCGUACCACGUGUUCCUGCUGGUGCGGACCAUGCUGGAGAGGAGUUGCGACUUCAUCGAGAAGAUCUUCAACUACUACCACUUCUCGCUGCUGCUCACCAGCUUCAACUGCGUGGCCGACCCGGCGCUCUACUGCUUCGUGAGCGAGAGCGCCCAGCGGGGCAUCCAGGACGCGCAGCGGGCGUGCGCCAGGGCCGUGUGCUGCUGCUGCCACCGCCGGCGCUCCCAGAACAAGGGGAUGGCCAUCACUGGGCGACUGGCGGUCACCGCGACAAAGUCUAGCGAGGUCGCUACUGCCAAUGAAGGCAGAACUGCCACGCCCAUGGUCACUUUGUUACAGCCAAUGAAAACCAGUGAGGAUGUAUGAGAAGUCACACUUGUUUAGCUUAUCCCCAAUGGGCUGGCCCAGAAAAAAAAAUGUCUUAUGUUACCAUGUUGUUUAUUUGUUGAUUGUUAUAUAUUUGUAAACAUAUCAAAACAGUGUUGGUCAUGUUAAAGCUAUGUUAAAGCCAGUAUGUAAAAACAAUCUGUUU
Messenger RNA from Alosa alosa (allis shad), 1564 nucleotides. It is a transcript of the gene gpr68, whose product is annotated as ovarian cancer G-protein coupled receptor 1. Gene Ontology annotation, cellular component: membrane. The transcript has 2 exons. NCBI's taxonomy places the organism in Eukaryota, Metazoa, Chordata, Actinopteri, Clupeiformes, Clupeidae. The record is from RefSeq and is a predicted model, not a curated record. Gene Ontology annotation, molecular function: G protein-coupled receptor activity. Bases 313 to 1398 code for a protein of 361 amino acids. Gene Ontology annotation, biological process: cellular response to pH; G protein-coupled receptor signaling pathway.